AGAGCAGGCAGCCGGGGCCUCGGGAGCAGCAGCAGCAGCAGCAGCUGGAGCCGGAGCCGGAGCCGGAGUCUCCGGAGCAGCGGGUGCUGGGGAGCCAGGCCGGGCGCGGCGUUCCCGCCAUGGAGAUCGAGAAGGAGUUCCACCGGCUCGACCAGGCCGCCAGCUGGGCUGCCAUCUACCAGUUUACUACUCUGGAAAUAGUUGUGUAAACAGUCAACUAUAAGUGCAACUUCUUCUGCUGAACCUUUACGUAGAGCAGAGGUGCCCAGCCAUUCUGCCCUGGAGCCAGGUGAAGGCUGUACAGUCUGUUCUGUCCCUGCUACCAACCCGUGGGCUUGUGCACGUGGCACGUGAUCUGUCCAGCCCUUACAUGACCCGGCAGCCAUAUAGUCAGUACUUCCUGUACAUACAAGCUCAUAACUUUUGAGAAACUUCAUGGAACUAGUAGAAAGUUUGGAAAUACAGCCACUGUCUGUCUCAUAGUAUUCUAAACAUAAGAAUAAUACUGAAGUGGUCUGAAUGUCUACUACACCAUGUUCAUGGUGAGGCUUUAUUCCCUUAAAUUUUGCAAACAUAUUAAAGUGUUAUGUAGAUUUUUAGAUACUCAGAGUACUUAAUAUGAAUGGAAUCAUUUAUGCAAAGUGAGACCAGUUGUUUAGUGUUUCAAAGCAGUGAACGAGCUUUCCUUGAAUUAGAAUUAAGUCCUUUCCUUUUCAUUUGUUAGUAUUGCUUUGUCCUUCUAAAAGUUUAACCCAUUUUUUGUUACAGUUGUUUUUUGUAGUUCUCUAUAGAAAAAGUAAAUUUAAAAAUUAGCCUUCACCAACAGAAAUGAGUAACAGAUCUAAUGCUUACACAAUUCAGAAACAUGACAGCUUAGAUACAGCUUAUUUUGUAAAUGCUUAUUUUAAACUCUCUGUGAUAAUGCAUGCUGUUCUUCGUCUCUCAUUCUUAAUCAGUGAUCUACCUAUUUCUGCUGAGUAAGAAUCUGGUAGGUGUAGAGCUUCCUAUGUUUUAGUUAUGACAUCUUUUGACAUUAUGACAAUUAAUUGAUACUCGAGCAUUCUCAACACUGGCCUACCACUGCUUUUACCAAGUAAAUUCAAUGAUGUUUUGACUGAUUACUUUGGUAAGACACUUGGCGUUUUGAAAAUCUCACCUUUGUAAUGCAAUGUGUUCAGAGUGUUACCUAGCAGUAACUUGGGCUGGAUAGCCAAGGUACAGUAAUAUUACAAGUAUAGUUUGGCUAAAAAAUAACUUGGAUUUCUAAACCAUUCCAUUAUCUGAACACAAAAGUCUCCAAAAUGCAAACAUUCUGGUCUCUAUCUCUAAAAUACAGAGGACUCACAAUAAAAAUUUAUGGCAGUUCUGGUGUAUUGUGCUUAAGAAGUAUGUUCAAAUCUAUCUAUUUCAUGUUACUGCUGCUAAGUAGAUAUAGGAGCUACACUUUCGUGCAACGAUUACUGAAAUUAGAUUUCAGAACUCUUUAAAUAAGGCGUAUGUGUUUACAACUGAGCAGCUAUGAACUGGACCUUUUCUUUUCCUUUUGAGACAGGCUCUUCUGAAUGUUCCAGAUAGAGAGGAGAUUGUCUUUACCUUAUUUGAUAAGAAUAUAUGCCUAUGUAAAUGAAACAUUACAGAAAAAAUAGUGGCACUGUAGCAUCACAACAACAAAAAACCCACCAGGUAUUAGUUAAUAACCAGAUUUGUAUUCCCUGAGCAAUGCAUUACCAGUUUGAGAUCCUUAGAUACAUAUAUGAAUCUGUGGAACUCUCUGGGCUGGAAGACAUCAGGCAUGAAGCCAGUGAUUUUCCAUGUAAAGUGGCCAAACAUCCCAGAAACAAAAACAGAAAUAGGUACAGAGAUGUCAGCCCCUUUGAUCACAGUCGAAUUAAGCUAAACCAAGGUGACAAUGACUAUAUCAAUGCUAGCUUAAUAAAAAUGGAAGAGGCCCAGAGGAGCUACAUCCUUACGCAGGGACCUUUGCCAAAUACUUGUGGUCACUUCUGGGAGAUGGUUUGGGAACAGAAAAGCCGUGGUGUUGUCAUGUUGAACAGAGUGAUGGAAAAGGGAUCCAUAAAGUGUGCGCAGUAUUGGCCACGGAAGGAAGAGAAGGAAAUGUUUUUUGAAGAUACAAACUUGAAACUAACCUUGAUAUCAGAAGAUAUAAAAUCAUAUUACACAGUACGACAACUAGAAUUGGAAAACCUUACAACGCAGGAAACUAGAGAGAUUCUGCACUUCCAUUAUACUACGUGGCCUGACUUUGGAGUCCCAGAGUCUCCUGCUUCAUUCCUCAAUUUCCUGUUCAAAGUGAGAGAAUCUGGCUCGCUUAACCCUGAGUAUGGACCUGUUGUGGUGCACUGCAGUGCAGGAAUUGGAAGAUCAGGAACCUUCUGUUUGGUCGAUACGUGUCUUCUGCUGAUGGACAAACGGAAAGAUCCUUCUUCUGUGGAUGUUAAACAGGUUCUCCUAGAAAUGAGGAAGUACAGAAUGGGACUUAUACAGACAGCGGAUCAGCUUCGUUUCUCCUACUUAGCUGUUAUUGAGGGGGCAAAAUUCAUUAUGGGGGAUGCUUCAGUGCAAGAACAGUGGAAAGAGCUCUCCAAUGAAGAUCUGGACCCACCACCUGAACAUACCCCACCUCCUCCCAGACCACCGAAGAGAACCUCAGAAAUGCACAAUGGAAGGAUGCACGAACAUGCAGAAUUCUUUCCUAAGCAUCAAGUGGUAGAGGAAGAGAUAAGAUGCUCAGUCAGCACUGCUGAAGAGACGGUUUCAGAUGGCAGAGUUUUUUCAUCUGUACCACUGAUCACAGACAGCACUAGUCAAGACACUGAAAUUCGGAGGAGAACUGUUGGUGAAAACCUGCACGUCACAGCCCACAAAGAAGAGUCGAAGUCAGAAAGUGUAGAAGAGGAUGAUGAGAACAUGAUGACAACUUGGAAGCCGUUUCUAGUGAAUAUAUGCAUGUUCACUUUCCUCACAGCAGGAGCUUAUCUCUGUUACAGGGUAUGUUUUCAUUGAUGGACAUGCCAGCACAACUGACCCUGCAGAAAACACCAACAAUUUGAUCAGUUUGUAAUAAGCUUCUGUACAAGAAAGCUCCUUGAGGCACGUGAGCCUCAUCUCAGCAGAGAUAGAUCUUAGGUUAAAAGGCCAGAACUUUGGUUAGGGCUUAAAGAGAGAAUUGAUGCACUAGGGUUUUAUCUAGCCCUGUGGUCCCAAGAACAUGAUAUUCUAAUCUCAGGGCCUUAAAAUAUUCAGGAGUAAGCAGAGAAAAUGCCAAAUAGUCUGUUUUUCUUUUUUUCUUUUUUCUUUUUUAACUGAAUAAUAGAAUUACAACACAUUGUUGUUUUUAGCCUUUUUUAAAAAGCCAGUCCUUUUUCUUUUGUGAUUCAGAAAAGCGAGGCACAAGCGAAACUUGCUUGUACUCUCUAAGUGUUGUAACCAAAUACAUCACUUGAAUCGAUGAGUUCCCAAAAAAAGAAAAAUAAACCCACAUACAUGAAGAAUGUAAACCUUUUGGAAGGGGUAGGGGGCAGCUAUGGUUGGGUGGGUUUUUGGUUUGGUUUUAUUUUUAACUUGCUUCAUCUGUUAAAGACUGAGUUGUGGGCAGUGCCUGUGGUAUUGAUGUAUUUAAUCUUGGCAAAACUUUUCUGAGAGAGCUUAUUGUUUUAUGCUGUUUAUAGAAACAGGCUUCUGCAUUUGCUCAGGGUAUGCCAACAUGUCCAGCUCUUUUUUUUUUCUUUUCUUUUUUUUUUAAAAGAAAUGUAUCUUCUCGUUGACUUUUGUUGCGCUCUACUUGCACAUAUACCUAUUUACAUUGCACCAUCCUUUGUAAAGCUGUUUUUACAUUUGUAUUCUGGGUUAGGAGAAAUUAAGGGGAGGGAAAGAAACAGGAAAGAAAAUUCAACCAAAACAUGUCCACCAGCAUUUUGAAGCUGUUCAGUUGGCAUUCAGAAGGACCAGUUCAUAAACCUCAUCAUUUGGAAUGUAAAACGCAGUUUCACUCUACAUCUGCUUUGUAAGGAAUAGUGUGCUUUCUGCCACAGCCGGGAGGUGAUGUACUCAGAGGCACUGCAGGUAAUGAGCAGCAAAGCAUGUCAAGAAAACCAGAGCCGUCAAUCCUGUGGCAGCUUCCUUAAGACAGAAAGUUCAACAGAAGACAUGUUGGUCUCAGAACAUAACGGCUGGCUUUUGAUGCAAGCAUUUGUGUGUUUUGCUUAUUUUAAAGCAAAGAUUUAAAAUACUGGUUUAGUUUGGCUUGAAGAUACGCUGUUUGGUGACCACUGGACACAGAGUUGUUGAUGGAUAAGCUUGGCACCUCUGCAGACACGGUUGUUGCUAUCCUCAGUAAUGUAAGCUAAGAGAUGGGUGGUUCUGUUCUACACCAUGCUGUGUUGGGGGUUCUGCUCAGCUGGAGCCCAGCGCUUGAAUAAUCUGAGUGCUUGCAAAUAAGGAUUUGGGUGCAUUGGUAGAACUGUGACUGCAAGCUUGCAUUGCACUGAGCAGUCUUAGUCAAUGCUGCUCCUCACAUUAGUACCAAAUUAUUACGAUUUAAUAAUAGCAAAGAAUUAUUUGCUGAUGUCAUGGAACAGAAGAGUUAAAUUCACUGCUGAAAGAUGUAGUGAAGGAAACUAAACCAUGUCGGCUGAUCUGCAACAGCAUUGUUAAUCAGUUCCUUUUGUUUUUAAAUGCUUUAUGGCACUUAACCACCAUUCUCAGUGCAAACAUCACUGUGGAGUAUCUUAAGUCUCUUUCCACUCCACGUUUUAUUUUUGCAAAGCUGUCUGUAGGUGUAGCUCUUUUCCUUCAGUGAAUAAGGAGGUGAAAUGGGGGGGAGCGGGGAGCUGUUUCUCUUCUGUCUUUUGUUAGGCUUGCAUCAAGGGCUUUUCACAAGUACAAUACUAAAUCCUCAGGUAGUACUGGGAAUGGAUACUUCACCUGGGAGACUGUUGGUCAGACCAGUACUGGAAAGGAGGAAUGUUGUAACCAGUCAAUAUCUAGUGGUAUUACUGGAAUCAUGAAAAAUGAGUAUAGAAAAAUGGUAAUAUAUAAUGGCUCAUCUGUGUAUUUAAGAUACAGUGUGUGAUUGCUUUCUCCCCACUGUUCUCUCCAUCAUCUGGUAGAACACUGUUCUAAAGCAACGUUUAUACAUCAUUUGUAUUAGAAUGCAUGUAAAGUCUUCUAGUGUCCUGAUUAAAUACCAUGUGCUUGAAAGGUGAAAGAAGUUCUAUUUCUGCUUACUGAUGUGCCCAAAUUAUAUUUGCAUGAACUGAUCAUUAAGUGGCUGUGGUUCAAAGGGUGCUGCUGAAAUUAUCUUCGUUCAGCGAUAGAUCGACUUGGUGUUUAUCAGAUAACAUGUACUCGCCUGAUACUUGGCAUGACUUCCUAUUAAAUCUCUGCGUAUUCAGCGUAACCCGAUUGUUAGCAUGGUUCAUUUCAGCUGAGUGAGUAUAGUACAGACAUUCCAGAGUGUGUAGUAAGCCGUAUUCACACCUCACCUCUGCUCAUGGGUGGCAAAGCAGGAGUUGGUGACUUCAGAGCUGCACUGGAGGACAAAGAACCUUUCUUUGCAAGACUGCCAUAGUGUGUGUUAAUCUGCAAAGACAGCUUCUUAAGUGGUGUCAUUCUGCUCAAAAAAAAAAAAAGCCAAACAGAAAACAAACUGUACUGUUCCCAAGAAGAGAUGUUUUAAACUUUAGCCUGGAGGGGAAAAUAAAGAAUCUUCCCUUUUGAAUCCAGCAUAAUUCAGUUGCACCAUGCUUACAAAUUACUGCAGUAUGAGAAAGUUCCUGCAGAGGAAGUUCUGAAGACCCUCUUUUCUGCCUCUGUAUUUUUCUUCUUUCUGUCACCUGUUCCAAAUCCAGGAGAACUUACGCUGUCCCAGUGAGGUGUGGAUAGGGCUUAUAAUACUGAACUGUAAACACUUUUGUUUUGGUGUCCUGUAUGUGUAUGUAGUAGUUUGGGUGUGUAUAUACAGUAGCAUUUCAAAGUGGGUGUAUUGGUUAACCUGUUCUUGGAAAAUGGACAAAUAUCUGUGUUAAACUUGUUAGAAAGUUAGUGAGCUGCUCUGCUAUCUGCCUUAAGCAAAUAUUUACGCAUCAGGUCUUUCUUUUUUUACAGAUUGCCAUAGAAUAAACUUUUCUAAAAAAUUAAAAACCAAAAAAGUUAAAUGUUUUGGUAUAAUACAUUUUCAGGUAUCUUGUCUUUUGUGUAAGCCACUGCAAAGACCUCAGAAGUUAUAGUAAAACUGUACAGUUUUCUCAAUUUCCCAGACAAGUUUUCAGUUCCCAUUUCAGUUGUAACAAUAAAACUCUUUUUUUAAAGAACGUA
Gallus gallus (chicken) is the source of this 6336-nucleotide messenger RNA. RefSeq names its product protein tyrosine phosphatase non-receptor type 1 (gene PTPN1). NCBI's taxonomy places the organism in Eukaryota, Metazoa, Chordata, Aves, Galliformes, Phasianidae. The transcript is spliced from 12 exons. Gene Ontology annotation, molecular function: protein tyrosine phosphatase activity. The coding region runs from base 1720 to 3024 and encodes 434 amino acids. The record is from RefSeq and is a predicted model, not a curated record. Gene Ontology annotation, biological process: protein dephosphorylation.